Mustela erminea (ermine) is the source of this 1225-nucleotide messenger RNA. RefSeq names its product SNAP associated protein (gene SNAPIN). Gene Ontology annotation, molecular function: SNARE binding. Gene Ontology annotation, biological process: intracellular protein transport; regulation of synaptic vesicle exocytosis; endosome to lysosome transport. The transcript has 4 exons. Gene Ontology annotation, cellular component: synaptic vesicle; BLOC-1 complex; BORC complex. Lineage: Eukaryota; Metazoa; Chordata; Mammalia; Carnivora; Mustelidae. The record is from RefSeq and is a predicted model, not a curated record. The coding region runs from base 26 to 772 and encodes 248 amino acids.
UCGGAAAUAGGAGACCAUAUACACGAUGAAUAGACCUGGGCAGCACGGGAGGCUAAGCGCAACCAGAGAGACAAGCACUCCCUUUCUCCCCUUUGCGGAACACCCAAGACAGCCGCCCCCAAAAUGGCUCCUUCCACCCCCGAGGUCUGGAGACGCCCCCCAACACCGCUUCUCCGGGGCCUCCAAGGAACGGCAGGUCGGCCCGGCCCGCCCCGCCCCCGGUCGCGGAGACUCGGUUUCCCAGAAGUCCCCAGGCUGCGUCCAGCCAGCAGCUCCCAGGCGCCCCCUGGUGGCGCACGUGAGCGCGACUCCAGUUCCCGGCGGCCCGCGCGGCACGCUCCGGGCGGAAGGACGGCUCGUAAUGGCGGCGGCUAGUUCCGCCGCUGUGUCCGGGGCAGGGACCCCAGUGGCAGGUCCCGCAGGCCGCGACCUUUUCGCCGAGGGGCUCCUCGAGUUCCUGCGACCGGCUGUGCAGCAGCUGGACUCUCACGUCCACGCCGUCAGAGAGAGCCAGGUAGAACUACGGGAACAGAUUGACAACCUAGCUACUGAACUGUGCCGGAUCAAUGAGGAUCAGAAGGUGGCCCUGGACCUCGACCCCUACGUGAAGAAGCUGCUUAAUGCCCGGCGGCGAGUGGUCUUGGUCAACAACAUUCUACAGAACGCGCAGGAACGACUGAGGCGGCUAAACCACAGCGUGGCCAAGGAAACAGCCCGCAGGAGGGCAAUGCUGGAUUCAGGGGUUUACCCUCCUGGUUCCCCAAGCAAGUAAUAGGCCAGAAGAUGGGAGCCACCCAUGGCCUCAGAGUAGCACAAGUACUGUUCCCCAGCUGCUUUUCUUCCAGGACUCCCUGUAGACCAUGGGACAUCAGCAUAGCAGCCCAGUUUGUUUGAAGCACUUAAGUCUUACCCAUUUAUGUGGGGCCUCAAACCGGUGUACGGCAGGAUCAAUGAUCCCAAAGGAUUUAUUAUGACUCUUGCUUCCAAGAAGGAGCUGAGGCCUGUACAUACUCAAGACAGAACUCCUCUACCUUCAGGCCUAGUUCUGUUCUUCUGUUGCAUGUCCUCUACUUGUGACUUUUGUGUUUACAGAGGAUUUGGAGAAGAGGGCAGGCAAAGUCAAGGUAACAACUCCUGUCUAUACCCUCUUUUGUUGACUGCACUUGUCUUGAAUAAAGUAGCAGUAUUGCUAGAACCAUUUAAUUCAAUAAAUGCUUAAACAGUG